CUCGAUGGGCAAAUAAAAUAGGCUCCAUAACGAUCCGCACCAAUCAGUGUUGUAGUGCAAUUGAGACCACGCAGAGACCAAAGACGAGUGUCGACGAUACGACGAACGAAAUUUAGGAACUGUGGAAAAAGCUGUUUAACCCACCGGAACACCACCCCAAAACGAAAUGCGGUCCAUUAGUGCCGUCGUCGUCCUGGCGCUAGCAGUAGUGGUCAUCCUUGCGGGCUCGUCGUACGGUCACGGCCCGGGUAGUAAAGGCGGUGGCCGAGGGCUCGGAAAUGAAAAUUGCAUGUGCGGCCGAAUAUAUAAGCCCGUCUGUGGUAGCGAUCUGAAGACGUACGCUAACCAGUGCCUACUCGACUGCCACGCGGCGAUGCCAGCAGGACGGCAGAUCGGUCUCAAGUUCCUGCGCGACGGUCGGUGCAAAGAGGGUGAGAAGAGAAAUAAGGGAGGCAAAUAGGAAGACAGUUCGUGACCGGUACAGUUCGUGGGGUCAUUUGAAAAUUAGUUCUUAAGACGCAAAACAGUGCAAGCCAGGAACGGAUUUUGAAUUGUUCAAUAAAGUGCCUCAAGGCUAC
Messenger RNA from Anopheles aquasalis, 578 nucleotides. Its product is annotated as serine protease inhibitor dipetalogastin-like. Gene Ontology annotation, molecular function: protein binding. Lineage: Eukaryota; Metazoa; Arthropoda; Insecta; Diptera; Culicidae. The record is from RefSeq and is a predicted model, not a curated record.